Molecule: messenger RNA, 614 nt
Organism: Cinara cedri
Lineage: Eukaryota; Metazoa; Arthropoda; Insecta; Hemiptera; Aphididae
Source: the annotation of a GenBank genome assembly
AUGGGAACGGGUGAAGACACUGUUAUAGGUAAGAAACGUUCUUCAAUACAUGCAGAAUCUAAAAAGUUUGAACAAACAGAACAAAACAAAAAUAAUGAAAAUCCUGAGCUUUAAAUUAUCGGCCACCUUCUUUUAGCUAUUGCAAAGCAUGAGCUAGUUAAGAGCCGACGAGAAGCACGAGGCAGAACCCUGGAUGCAUUCAAUCCAUCAAAGCGUGGCCCGCCAUCAAUCGCUUCUCAUUUUGUCGCUCCAGAUUGCUUAUGGUGUGAUCGCCGUCAGGUGAGUAUCUUUCAGCUAAUUAACCACUACUUAGCGUUACUUAUAAGCCCAGUAGAAGCCUACCGCACGGUACCGACCGCAGAACAAGUCUAGGGCCAGCACCGAGGUCUCCGUUUGGCACUGAGCUGGGCCAAUGGAAGAUCAUCCCAAUCCGGGGACCCCAGGUGUCUCCCGAUUCGCCUUUGCAAACACAAUCUCAGUUGCCUGAGGUAAGUGGGUCAGCCGAGAACAUCAUACGGUUCGACUCAGCAGUCGGAACGCGAGAAGAUCUCCGACUGACCAGGCGGAAGAAGGAGCUCAUAGUCUCGUUAUGGUUAUAUAAUAUAAUAUAUUGA